AUGAACGCCCCUGGGGGUGACCGAACUGAGCUCCUCUACGAGCUAGGUUUGUCAGAGGAAGAAGAACUCCUGCUCCUCGAGAAAGAAUCGUUUGAAGCGCAAUAUUGGCUUGAAAGACGCAAAGAUCAAGAACAUCGCGAUGAAUCUCUAGCCAGGGCGAUCCAAGAUAGUCUACUCGAAUCAGACUUCCCGCCGCAAUCCCCAGCUCCCCCUCCCCCGGCCCAAUCGACCGUCAAUCGCGAACCGGCACCUUCGAUACGAACGUCUUCGCCACCCGCGCUCUACAUUCCCCAGCUUUCUAUGAGAGGGUUGUCAUCCAACACAAGUCAUAGACCCCGGAACAAUACUGCCCGGACUGCUGCGGACAUCCAGCAGGAUCUCAUCGAUCUUACAGGCAGUGGCCCUGCUAUUUCCGGCAAUCGCGCCAUACCAUUGGGCUUCGCGCCGGCCCCCGCCCGCGGCAGUCAAUUGCCUCAACAAUUUCCAUCGCCUAUGUACGAUUUCAGUGACCCUCAUUCACUACCGAGCCUGCCUCCUGGCCACGCUGGACUUGAAGCAUAUCGCCAAUAUGCCUCAAUGCCCGGAAACUUUCCAGCUCCUGCAGCCAACUUUAACCCCUACUACCAGCUCAACUCCAUAAAAGGCCAAGAGCCGCCCUUACCUUGGAAUGCCAGCGCAAUUCAUCCACCAGGAAAUAUUAUACAGGACUACGAUGGCCCUUCCAAUCCUGCUGAAAUGAAAAAGGAAUUGGAAAGUCUCCUCGAAAAUAUUCGCCCUGACGAAGAUCUCAAAUGUAACGGUCAGAGUACACCCGAGGCUAUGAAAUUUAAAUUAAUGGAGCACCAAAAAUAUGGGCUGGCGUGGAUGAAGGCAAUGGAAGAAGGCUCUAAUCAUGGAGGUAUCCUGGCCGACGAUAUGGGGUUAGGGAAGACCAUUCAAGCGUUGGCACUCAUCGUCUCCAGGCCGUCGCCCGAUCCCGAGUUAAAGACUACCCUCGUCGUUGCGCCUGUCUCGCUGAUGCAUCAGUGGAAGCGCGAGAUCGAACAGAAACUGAAGCAGGGCCGCCAUCAGCUCUCCGUUUACAUUCUCCAUGGCGAUAAGAGGGGAACUUCUUUUUCAAAAUUGAAAAGGUGCGAUGUUGUAUUAACAUCCUUUGGCACUCUUGCCUCUGAGUUCAAACGUAAAGAGGAACUAGAGAAAUAUUUCAAGGAAAAUCCUGCCCGUCGCGAUGAUCAUUCGCUGUAUGCACAAAUGCCUAUCCUUGGAAUUCUAUCCAAAUGGUACCGUGUCAUUGUCGACGAAGCCCAGUGCAUUAAGAACAAGAAUACUAAGGCCGCACGAGCCUGCUAUGCCAUCAGGUCCACCUACCGAUGGUGCAUGAGUGGAACGCCGAUGAUGAACAACGUGACAGAACUUUAUUCUCUUCUUCGCUUUCUUCGAAUUGGGCCGUAUAACAUGGCGGAAACGUUCGACGCUACGUUUACUCGGCCUCUAAAAAGCACCGAGAAAGAACAAGAGUUAGCCAUGAGAAAACUGCAGGCGUUAUUAAAAGCUAUCCUCCUUCGCCGAACCAAGUCCUCAAAGAUCAACGGGAGGCCAAUUUUGCAGCUGCCGCCUCGCACAACCGAAAAGGUGCAUGCAGUUUUUAGUGAGGAUGAACAGUUGGUUUAUUCAGGCCUUGAGGCAAAGACUCAAAUUCAAUUUAAUAGAUACCUGGACGCUGGGACAGUCGGUGCCCACUACUCAAGUGUCUUGGUGAUGCUGCUUCGGCUUCGCCAGGCCUGCUGCCAUCCACACUUGAUACAGUUUUUCAACGACGAUAAUAAUGUCAAUCUCUCUAAUGUUGAUUUAAAGGCCAACGCUAAAUUGCUAAGCCCCGGGGUUGUUGCUCGCUUGAGGGAGAAUGGGAAUUCUGAGUGCCCUGUUUGCAUCGAUGCCGUGGAAAAUCCCAUUAUUUUCUUUCCCUGCGGACACAGCACUUGUGCAGAAUGUUUCGCAAAAAUAUCUGAUCCGUCUCGAGGCGUAGCCGAAGGCACCGAUGGGGCUUUUGAAGUCAAAUGUCCAAACUGCCGUGCAAAAGUUGACCCAAAAAAGGUCACCGACAGCCUGUCGUUCCGAAAAGUUCAUUUCCCUGGGGACGAUGAUUCUAAUGAGAUUGAUGCCCGGAGCAAUUGCCAGGAGGGUGAUAGUGAAGACGAUGAUUCGGAUAGCGAUGGCCUAGACGAUUUCAUUGUUGACGAUGAGAACGAGGAUGAGGAUGCAGACCGUUCCGGAUCGAAGAAAAGAAAGCGCAAAGCUAAAGUUGGCAACAAGAAAAAUCUAGCGACGCUGAAAAAGGAGUCCCAAAAGAAUGCAAAAGCAAAAAAGCGAUACUUGCGGCGCUUGGAGAAGAGGUGGGAGACAAGUGCUAAAAUUGAAAAGACGCUCGAAAUUCUCCGCGAGACUGAAACCCGUGGCGAGGGAGAGAAAACAAUCAUCUUUAGCCAAUUCACCACCCUACUUGACCUCUUAGAAGUUCCCAUUAUGAAAGAAGGAUGGAAAUACAGGCGAUACGAUGGCAGUAUGAGCCCCAUCCAGCGAAACGAAGCAGUGUUGGAAUUCACCGAUAGUCAAGAUUGCAAGAUCAUGCUCGUGUCUUUAAAGGCCGGUAACGCUGGGCUUAAUUUGGUUGCUGCAUCCCAAGUCAUCAUCUUCGACCCCUUCUGGAACCCGUACAUUGAAGAACAGGCCAUUGAUCGAGCCCAUCGCAUUGGGCAAACUCGGCCAGUUAUCGUGCAUCGAAUCCUCGUGGAAAACACAGUUGAGGACCGCAUCCUGGAGCUGCAGGAGCAGAAAAGAGAACUGAUUGAAAACGCGUUGGACGAGAAAGCGAGUAAAAGCCUUGGUCGGUUGGGAACUCGUGAACUUGCGUUUUUAUUUGGCCUUGCUUCCAGAAGAUAA
Messenger RNA from Uncinocarpus reesii 1704, 2940 nucleotides. RefSeq names its product rad8 protein. Lineage: Eukaryota; Fungi; Ascomycota; Eurotiomycetes; Onygenales; Onygenaceae. The coding region runs from base 1 to 2940 and encodes 979 amino acids. The transcript has 3 exons. The record is from RefSeq and is a predicted model, not a curated record. Gene Ontology annotation, cellular component: cytoplasm. Gene Ontology annotation, molecular function: ATP binding; ATP-dependent chromatin remodeler activity.